This is a messenger RNA of Fusarium fujikuroi IMI 58289, 993 nucleotides long. Its product is annotated as related to 3-hydroxyisobutyrate dehydrogenase. Bases 1 to 993 code for a protein of 330 amino acids. The record is from RefSeq and is a predicted model, not a curated record. The transcript is spliced from 3 exons. Gene Ontology annotation, cellular component: mitochondrion. Gene Ontology annotation, molecular function: 3-hydroxyisobutyrate dehydrogenase activity; NAD binding; NADP binding. NCBI's taxonomy places the organism in Eukaryota, Fungi, Ascomycota, Sordariomycetes, Hypocreales, Nectriaceae. Gene Ontology annotation, biological process: L-valine catabolic process.
AUGUCUUCUCCAGCCGAUACAAUUGCUUUUAUAAGCUUGGGCGUCAUGGGAUACCCCAUGGCCGUCAACCUGAUCAAGGGACUCGGGGCAUCCAAGUCUUUUCUGAUCGCCGAUGUGAACCAAGAAGCCGUGCGUGACUUUCAAGAUGAGGUCAAGGGUUUCGGCAAAGUGUCGGUCGUUCAGAACGGCUACGAGGCGACUAAGGCAGCGGACACUGUUAUUACUAUGCUACCGACAGCUACCGCAGUUGAGGCCGUCUACUUGGACCCCAACACCGGCAUCCUAGCCGGUGCUGUAACAGCUGUUCCCGAUGGCAACCCAGCAAAGAAGCUUUUCAUAGAAUGCGGCACUAUCGAGACUGCCACGAUCAAAAAGGUUGCUAAAACUACGGAAGAAGUUUCAUCCAAGCUGUCUGACACACUAUCCUUCGUUGAUGCUCCUGUCUCCGGUGGCCCUAUGGGUGCUAUUGACGGCUCGCUCACAUUCAUGGUUGGCGUUUAUCAACCCAAGUCUGCAAAGAUCUUCCCCCAGGUAGAAGCACUGUUGAAACAUAUGGGUAAAAGCAUCUUCCAAUGUGGCGACGUCGGCGCAGGCACUGCAUUCAAGAUCAUCAACAACUACCUCAGCGCCAUCACCUCAGUAGCCGCAGCCGAAGCACUCAACAUUGGCGUCAAGGCUGGCUUGGAUCCGAAGCUUCUAUCGGAUGUGAUUAAUGUCAGCGGCGGUCAGUGCUGGGUGACGUCCAAGGCUAACCCUGUGCCUGGGGUGAUGCCGAAUGUGCCGAGUUCGAAUGGUUAUCUUGGUGGUUUCCGCAUAGAGCUGUGCGAGAAGGUAUUGCAGAUGGGUUCAAUGUUGGCUGAGGAUGUUGGCGCAAAGACGGUUCUGGAUGGGCCGGCCAAACAGGCUUUUCAAGAGGCCAUGAGGGAUGAGCGAUAUAAAGGUAAGGAUGCACGGGUUGUCUAUAAGUGGCUGAAUGAGGGUAAGAGAGGCUAA